GGCGGAGUAUGAGGGCGGGGUCAGCCCUAAAUGCUCCCACAGCAGCCUCGACCCCUCCCCGAGCUCCCUACUGGAACCCUAGUAACUUCAGACUUGUUCAGCGUCUGUGCCUCUGAUGGAGCAAUCACAUCCCCCGUCUUUACAGAAUGAUGUCAGCUGUCAAAGACCUCACCCUGUUGUGUCUUCAUGUGGACAGAAAAGCAUCUCGAGCCAUCUUUAGUGAAGCAAAGCUUGACUGCUGCUGUCUUCCAUCAUGUAGCCUGUUGCUAGAGGCUAAGGUUAACUCGAUCAUGGAAGAUUAUUCUAAGUACAAUGUUUACAUCUAUUUUUCUUAUUGGGCUUCAAAAUCAUCAGUGGUUUAAAGAAACAGAGUUUCCUCAAAAACCCAGACAAUUAUAUACCUUAAUCGCAGAAUAUGGCUCCCGGCUCUAUAAUUACCAGGCCAGACUUCGAAUGCCUAAGGAGCAACUAGAACUUUUAAAGAAGGAAAGCCAGACUUUGGAGAACAAUUUCCGUGAAAUCUUGAUUUUGAUUGAACAAAUAGAUAUUCUGAAGGCAUUGCUUAGAGACAUGAAGGACGGCGUACACAAUCACAGCUGGCCUGUCCACCGAGAGGCUGUGCAGGACCAGGUCACCACUGCAGCUCUAGAUGAGGAAAUGUCAAACUUGGUACAUUAUGUACUUAAAAAGUUCAGAGGGGACCAAAUACAGAUGGCUGAUUAUGCCCUGAAGUCAGCUGGAGCCUCUGUCAUUGAAGCUGGGACCUCAGAAAGUUACAAGAACAAUAAAGCAAAGCUGUACUGGCAUGGGAUAGGAUUCCUCAAUUAUGAGAUGCCUCCAGAUAUGAUUCUUCAGCCAGAUAUUCACCCUGGAAAGUGCUGGGCCUUUCCAGGUUCCCAGGGUCAUAUCCUGAUCAAGUUAGCCAGGAAGAUCAUCCCAACGGCUGUUACCAUGGAGCACAUCUCAGAGAAGGUGUCCCCCUCAGGAAAUACCUCGAGUGCACCCAAGGAAUUCUCUGUCUAUGGUAUUAUGAAAAAAUGUGAAGGAGAAGAAAUGUUCCUAGGUCAGUUUAUGUUUAACAAAACGGAAACAACCAUUCAAACAUUCGAGCUCCAGAAUGAAGCUUCUGAAUCUUUGUUAUGUGUGAAACUUCAAAUCCUUAGCAACUGGGGACAUCCAAAGUAUACUUGUUUGUACAGAUUCAGAGUCCAUGGCAUCCCCAGUGAUCACACUUAGAGGAGCUGGUGCAGAAGGCGGUGGCCAGAAGGUCCAAGGACGCUUGCUAUCCCCUUCCAUCAAAUUGCACCUCUAAGAACCAAAGAUUUGGAGUGGGAGGGAAACCUCAAACUCAUCCCUACUAGGCCGUAAGAAGUGAAUGGAUUUUACUAAUAAAAAAAAAAAGAAAGUCAA
Messenger RNA from Mesocricetus auratus (golden hamster), 1410 nucleotides. RefSeq names its product Sad1 and UNC84 domain containing 3 (gene Sun3). Gene Ontology annotation, molecular function: protein-membrane adaptor activity. The transcript has 11 exons. Bases 313 to 1236 code for a protein of 307 amino acids. The record is from RefSeq and is a predicted model, not a curated record. Gene Ontology annotation, cellular component: meiotic nuclear membrane microtubule tethering complex; nuclear envelope. Gene Ontology annotation, biological process: nuclear envelope organization. Lineage: Eukaryota; Metazoa; Chordata; Mammalia; Rodentia; Cricetidae.